Molecule: messenger RNA, 675 nt
Organism: Peronospora matthiolae
Lineage: Eukaryota; Oomycota; Peronosporomycetes; Peronosporales; Peronosporaceae
Source: the annotation of a GenBank genome assembly
AUGAAGUUGGCGCGCUCGCAUUCGUUUUACCAUGCAAAAGGCCUGGGACUCUUUGCGGUGCCAUGUCAAUCUAUUGCAAAGCUUUACACUGCCAACGUAGGACAUCUGAAAGGGGCAGCGCAAGUGAGGCACAAGCGAGCCCGAAGAUAUAGUAGAAAAGCAAGGUGCAUGCUGGAGAGGCGGGGCAAAGAAAAGGAGUUCAAGGACGUGACGGGCGUCAUGGAAGGCGUGCAGUCGUACUUUGACCGAGACGUGAGCUCCUGCUGUACCGCAUUGAGCGUCGACGCUGGCAGAUCUGGGCACUCGCAACUCUCGUACUCUAUGCUGCGUUCCAACUGCAUCUGUUGCCCAAGCAGCAGCCCAAGUCGCAGCCCCCAAGUCGUAGCUCAAGUAUUCUUUUUCCUGACGUGGCCACUCACGUACUUAUCGCAACGUCAGAAGUACUGGACGCUGGUGGACUCGCAUGUCCUGCUGGGAGCAGCGUCCACAGCUUUUCUGCCUCAUGUUGACGCUCCAGCAGCUUGUGGGGUUGAUGCAGUUGUCAAUCUACGUGAUGAGUACGCAUGCCCUAUGGAGCAGUACAAGAGACACCACAUCCAGCAGCUUCAACUGCCGACAGUUGACCACUUUUCGCCUUCACUUGAGGCAUUAACAGCAGCUGUUGCGUUCAUUUAG